AAUGAAUAAAGAUAAUAAUACAGCUGAUCUCAGAUGUAGCUUUCUGCUUUUAGUUGUCAACCUGUCAGCUGUUCAAAAACAACACUUGGAUAAAGAGAUUUUGUUGCAGUUUGUACGGAUUUUUAGUUUAUUUUAAGACCAAAAAUGUUGGAAGUUACGUGCAACGACAGAUUGGGGAAAAAGGUACGAGUUAAAUGCAACCCCGACGACACAAUUGAAGAUCUGAAAAAGCUCAUAGCAGCCCAGACAGGGACAAGAUGGGAGAAGAUUGUCCUGAAGAAGUGGUACACAAUUUUCAAGGAUCACAUACAACUGCAAGAUUAUGAAAUCCACGACGGCAUGAACAUCGAAUUGUAUUAUCAGUGAGCAAGCUGAAGACUUUUAUUAACAAUAUUGUGACAUUACACCAAGACAUGCUGUAUAAUAGAAAUCAGUUUGAUUGUGGGAAACUCAGUGCUACAGAAUGUUUUAUUUGAAACAAUUUCCAUCUCCCCGAAUCACUGAAUUCUUCUGUGAAUAAUUUAAGAUAGAUUAUUAAGAUGCUAAUCUAUCUUUAUUACAACAAUAAUGCAAUUGAUUCUCUUAAAAUGACGUGGUGGUUUUGAUAGUUAUACUGUAUCUUAAUUUUAACAAUCUUGAGCAAUGUUGAAGAUUUAUCUCUAUUUAAUUCUAUUGAUGCAUUCAAUUCUGGUUUGACAUUUCAAAAGUGAUUUGAAAUUAGUCUAUUUUGUAGAAUGUGAUCAAACCUAUAUACUGUAUUUCCUUUUAAUUUAUA
Messenger RNA from Nilaparvata lugens (brown planthopper), 775 nucleotides. It is a transcript of the gene ubl, whose product is annotated as ubiquitin-like protein 5. The record is from RefSeq and is a predicted model, not a curated record. Gene Ontology annotation, cellular component: nucleus; cytoplasm. Bases 145 to 366 code for a protein of 73 amino acids. The transcript has 3 exons. Gene Ontology annotation, biological process: mRNA splicing, via spliceosome; protein modification process. Gene Ontology annotation, molecular function: protein binding; protein tag activity. Lineage: Eukaryota; Metazoa; Arthropoda; Insecta; Hemiptera; Delphacidae.